This is a messenger RNA of Dromiciops gliroides (monito del monte), 3415 nucleotides long. RefSeq names its product muscular LMNA interacting protein (gene MLIP). Gene Ontology annotation, molecular function: transcription corepressor activity; lamin binding. Gene Ontology annotation, biological process: negative regulation of transcription by RNA polymerase II. The record is from RefSeq and is a predicted model, not a curated record. The transcript is spliced from 14 exons. Lineage: Eukaryota; Metazoa; Chordata; Mammalia; Microbiotheria; Microbiotheriidae. Gene Ontology annotation, cellular component: sarcolemma; nuclear envelope; PML body. The coding region runs from base 176 to 3139 and encodes 987 amino acids.
UUGAAAUGUCCUGCAACAUCUACCAUGUAGGCACAUUAAAUCAUUUCUGCUUGGGUUCUGAAUCUCUCUCUCUCUCUCUCUCUCUCUCUCUCUCUCUCUCUCUCUCUCUCUCUCUCUCUCUCUCUCUCUCUCUCUCUCUCUCUCUCCCUCCUUCUCUCCCCCCACCCCCCUCUCCAUGGAUCUGGGCAAUCACGAAAAAACAGAUUCUAGAAACAAGAACUUAAAGGAGAAAUUGAUGGUCCUUUCUGGAGAUACUGAAGCCAAACCUUUGAUCUUUACAUUUGUCCCGACCAUACGAAGACUACCAACUCACACUCAGGUUGCUGAUGCUUCUAAAUACCUUGUAAAAAUUGGUGAAGAAACAAGAGAUAAGAGCCAAGGGACAGUAAAUAGGUCUAUUUCCCAUGAAUUCUUGGACCACCUGACUUUGAAAAGUGGAUUCCGACAAGAGAGCGAUAUCUGGACAUACAGGUGUUCUGCAGAAACUGGCCAAAAGAUUUUCCAAGGGAGAGGACUUAAAUUGAAUCAACCAGAAACAAUGCAGCAGAGUGACCUUUUCAAAGCAGAAUAUGUCUUUAUUGUGGACUCUGAAGGGGAAGAAGAAGCCAUAAGCAAAAAGGAGGACAAACAGCCCCCUGUGGGGAAUGGUCAUGGGUUAGAAAGACCCAGGUCCUUAGCUAUAGCCCCAGGGCCUGUCACUGAACUGCAAAAACCACGUCAUAGUGACUUCCAAGUUCUAGGAAGACCAGAACUUCCUCAGGAUUCACCUAAUCAACAAAAACAAGUACAGUUAACUUCUCCCUCUACUACCUCUGAUCAACUCUCCUGUAAAUCACCUGCUCUCUUUGUUUCACCAACUAAUCUGAAAGCACAGUCUGACAUGGUUAGCCUGCACCAAGCCUCUCUCCUGGAAGAAUUCCAUACUAAGAGGGUAGAUCCACGUGGGUCCAUCAUGCAAGAGACGUCGACAUAUUUUCAAGGGACCACGUACUCUUCCCCUUGUUUUGCAUCAGAGGAAACCAUCUCAGAGAUAAAAAACACUCAAAUCUUAGGUUCUAAGCAGCUAAAAGAUAUCCCUAGCCCAACUUUAGCUCACCAAAAGUCUGAAUUAAGGUCAGAAAUGUUAAGCAAGAGUCCAACUCCCCCCUCAAAUCUUAUCAGCUCAAGUGGAAGCCAGAGUUUCACUGCUCAGGUACCACUGUCAAUUACUCCCAAGUCAGAGUCAUCAUCAUAUAUACCUGUUCGCAUCAUCACACAUUCAUUAUCCCCAAGUCCUAAACCAUUGAAUUCCACUUUCUAUGGGUCCUCUUCCACUUUGUGUAGCCAAGCUUCAUCUAGUGGAAAUCUUGCAAAGCCAGGAAUUAAGUCCCCAGUACCAACUCGACUUUCUCUUCUGACUGCUAUUUUGAAGUCAAACCCUCCUCAUGGGAGACCCUUUUCUCCCGCAUCCUGUCCCACCUUCUCUUCCAACUCCCUGACUUCAUCCACACUCACAUUGGAUCAAAAAGUGAAAAGAACCCCACCUACUCCUAAGAAAUCUUACUCUAGUUUUUCCCUCAGGGAAGAAUCUCCUGAUAUAGGAGAACAGCAGCCUUUGGAAGUCUCCCAUCAAUCUGUUCACUCUCCUUUUUCCACCAAGAUUAGUCCUGCCUCUCAGGAAGCUCCCCUUUCCCGUACAAAGCCCUUAAGUGGCAGUCCACUUUCUCCUAAAUUAGGGAGAGUUCCUUCUCCCCCUGUUUCUCCUAAAAGGAAUAUAGUCCCAACACAAUUACAAAGCAAAACAGUGAACUCGUCAACCCUACCCCCUAUUCCACCAUUUUCUUCUGCUGCUUCCUUUAAUAAAGGCAAUCAUGAAGCUGACUCCAAAGGUCCAGUUCCUGAAAAACCCAAGAGGUUUCAUACAUACUCAUCCACUUCAUCCUCUUCUGUCUUAUGUUCUGUUUCUGACCCUGCUAGCCAAAGAAACAAUCUGUCUUUUCCAAAGGAGUAUUCCUUUUCAACAGCUCCCUUAUAUCCGACAGAUCAGCCAAAAGAAGCUUCAACACAGUUAUUAGCUAAGGAGAAGAAUUUCAUAUCUGCUACUUCUCCAAGCAUUUCUAUUCCCAUUUCUCUCUCUUAUUCUAAUUUUGGGUCCUCCAUUACUCCUGCUGAUAAUAUUCACUCCCAGAAGAUUUCAUCUCUGCACCCAAAUUAUCAAGUCAGUACCUUACCCACAAGACCUGUAAUGUCCCCUGAAGCCAUGAUAACCCAUACCAGAUCCCCUUUUUCAAGCCCAGCACCUCCCACAUCCCUAAUAAGAACCAAAGGGUCAACUUCACCACAAUCUUUGUCCCUGCCUUCAGACCCUGAAAGUAAGAAAACCAAGCAAUACAAGAUCAAGUCCAACUACAAGGCCUUUGCAGCAAUCCCUACAAACACAAUACUCUUGGAACAGAAGGCACUAGAUGAACCCAUCAAGUCAGAGAGGAUCACCAAGGACAGCACUUUAGACUCACAUCUGGAGUUGUGUUCCCCCGCACAGCUCAGGCAGCAAACUGAAGAGCUCUGUGCUGCCAUUGAUAAGGUCUUACAGGAAUCCUUGUCCAUGCAUCCUUCAAAUUCUCCUUCAAGUUCCAUGCAGACAUCAUUGGGUUCUGAUGGAAACAGAAUGCCUGCAACUCUUCCAAGAGCAGCUGGUCGAGAAACAAAAUAUGCAAAUCUCUCUUCCCCAUCAUCUUCAGUGGCUGUGAGUCAACUGACAAAACCUGGAGUAAUUCGUCCAGUUCCAGUAAAAUCCAAAAUACUAUUUCGGAAAGAAGAGGAGGAGGCAUAUGAGCCAAACCCUUUCAGUAAAUACUUGGAAGAAAACAGUGGCCUCUUUACUGGGCAGGAUACUGCUUCUCUUCAUGAUGCUGCUCCUCUCCAUCCUCUCUAUAAGACUAAACCAUUUCCUCCUGCUAAAUCACUGUUGCAUCCCCUGAGCUUCUCAUAUACUGACUGCCUUACCCCUGGACCUUUCAGUCAUUUGUCCUCUAUCUCUCUGGGUGAUGGACAUGUGAAUUCCCCUACUUCAUUCAGUCACAACAGGUUGUAUAAUAAGCCAAGUCAUCCAAUAGUAACUAUUCCUGAAAAUGAAACCCUUGGUCCUAAAGAGCAAUGAUCCAAAAGCAGAAGCUAACACCCUGGAUGUGGAAGCCUUUGGGAAGCUGGAUGCUCAGUAGAUUUACAUUUUGUUAUUCAGAUAGAAUUCUCCCUUUAUUAACUGCAAUGCAGCAACAGCACUCAAAAACGUUUCCUGCAAACAUGUACCAUUGAAAGUAGCCUCCUAAUACUCAACAGAAAAGAGAUAUACUUCCAGAGAUGUUAGCAGAGCUUUAGAACCUACCCUUAAACUGACAGUGAUACUUACAUGUCCUUAUGUUUAGACACCAAAUAA